CGUUAUUUUCGGGCUGGCCCACGACGAACGGGCCGGACUCCACUCGCCGUUGUUAGUCUCCUACUCAGAUUCUCAUUCUUUCUCAAACCUGGCUCUUCUCUCAAGUCAAGUCUUUCUCUCUCUCUCUCUGCGUCCUUCUUUCUUGAAUCAACAACCGGAAAACCCAAUUGCCGCUUCCCGGAGAAGGCAAUUCAUCUCCGGUCACACCGCUCCAGCGGGGGAAAAUCGACGGCAUUUAGGGUUUUGGUAGUUGGUUUGGUUGGUUCAGAGAUGGAGAAGACAGAGGAGGUGGCUAGAAAGAGUAACAAAGGAGGUAGCUCUUGCUGUUUGAUUAACGAUGUUGUUCCGGAAGAGUUAUUGACGAAAAUUCUGAUACGUCUCCCACUGGAUCAGAUCUUCCGCUGCAAAUCCGUCUGCAAAAACUGGCUGUCACUCAUCCAAAACCCUCUCUUUUCAACUUACUACACCAAGAAGAAGAAGAAGAAGCAGAGUAAGAAAAGGAAGAAACAGAAGAAGAAGAAGAAGAGUACAACAUUCAGUUGCAACCUCAACUCCCACCCCCAACAAAGAUCAGCCGUCCUGAUCCCCAAUAAUAAAGGCCGCCGCAAGGACGAGAGGAAGAGACUCAAAUUCUCCCUUGAUUUCGUUCCAGACAUUUCACAGCUACACGGAGUUGAUACUUACAAUGAUCUUCUCCAACGAGUGCCUCAGAACUUGAAGGAGAACCAGAAGAGGGUGAUCCUAGGGUCCAACGGCUUGUGCAAGUGGCACCCGCCGAAUUAUUAUACGACCAGGGACUUGAUCCUAGGGUCGUCCAACGGCUUACUUCUCUGUGCGCCUCUCCUCUUCACACAAACGCCCGGAAAGGGCCCCGUGUUCGAUGAUUUCGCACCCAUUUACGUGGUCUGCAACCCUCACACCAAGCAGUGGCUUCAAGUCAAGCCCCCGCCUCCUUUUUGCUCCUCCAUUUUCCCACAUGCCACCCAUGUCAGCUUCGUCUCCGACUUUGAUUCCGAUGGUGGUUGUUGGUUCAAGAUCAUACGGCUCCCUCUCGAGUUCAAAACUCGACGCAGACGCUCCCUCGAGCUGCAAGUCUUCUCAUCCAAAUCCUGGGAAUGGACAGCCACUACUGUGCCAUCCCUUCCACGGUCGAUUGGGCCCGACUAUCCAACAGAGAUGGUUGUUGCAGUUGAAUUGAAGAAGAAGAAUGGCAGCCCCCGUCUGUGCUGGUUGUUCAAGGACACCCAAGCGGUUGUCUACGAUCCCAUCAACAAUGUAGUUGAUGCUGUGAUUGGAGCUAUACGGCCACCAAAUCCUAGAAUUGUUCCGGAGGUGUUUUUGGAUGAGAUGUGCGUUAGCAAGGGAUGCUUGUGGGCAGGAAGCCUCUAUAGUAGAAAGAAGCUGAAAAUUUAUAAAGUUUCAGGGAAGAAAUGGAAGAUGGUGGAAGAUUUUGACAUGAUGCACGUGUACAAUCCGAGUGGGGAUCGGAUAGUUAUGCUCGUGUUUCGAUGGAUUUCAUUCGUGACGAUGAAUCCAGAUGAUCCACAGGAGGUGUACCUCAGAUCUCACAACUCAAUUGCCCUGUUGAACCUGAGGACCAGAGCUUUGAAGGUUCUUGGAGCUUUGGGUGACCCAAAUUGCAAUUGCAUCCUGAUGCCACCAGCAAUCAGGGUGAAACCAUCAACAAUCAUAUGUGACAACCCACUAUGGCCAACUCCCCUCCCUUCUUUCUCAUCUUCUUCUUAAUGGAUUGGAUCUUUCGCCUUCUUUCUCAUCUACUUCUUAAUGGAUUUUAACUUUCUUUAUUUUGCACAAUAAUGAUAUAUUUUACAUCAUAUUUUCUAUCAAUGGUAGAGCAGAGUUUAUUCCUAACUUUCACCACAUUUCCAUUGCAUCAAACAAUCAUUGCAGGGCAAGAUUGUCAACUUGUGGGUUGACCCGCCGAUUGACUCUCUUUUACCCUAAUUUGGUGAGAAAAACGGGUUAGACAUACCCCUCGGGUCGACCUUCUACAAGAUUACAGGGUUGGAGAUCACAUACUGUCGUUUUUUCCUUUAGUUUGCAAAAUUCGCUCAUUUUUUGGUUUUCCUCUUCACCUACCCAUAUUUUUGGAAUUCUAAGUUGAAUAUUUAAAUAUUGAUGUUAUAUAAGUGUGUU
Messenger RNA from Linum tenue, 2157 nucleotides. Lineage: Eukaryota; Viridiplantae; Streptophyta; Magnoliopsida; Malpighiales; Linaceae. The record is from the annotation of a GenBank genome assembly.